AUGGAGGAGCCGCCUGCCGACAAGCAGUCAGGGGAGAUGACUGAAGGUACCGAAGAUAUCCGGGGAGAUACUGGAGAUCCUGACGCAGGGCAACCCGCAGCUGAGGUUGCUGCGCCUGACGGUGCUGUCCAGCCGCUCGAGAUGCCUUGCUCGCAGGAGCCUCCACCCCAGAACACCGACAAAGGGGCUCAAACUGAGGGCAUGCCAGAGGAGGGAGCGCCUUUGCCGCCAACUGACGUUGCUGCGGCCGAUGACGCCCCCAGCGGGGAAGGGUCAGCGCUCGACAAGGCCGUGCAGGCGUUCUCGCCCGCAGCGGCGGUGGCUGCUGACGCAUCUCAUGAGGAUAACGUGGAGCCGCCAGUGCCCACUGCAGCCAAGCCACAAGCCGAGGAGGACUGCAUCGGGCCUCAAACUCUGCCGAACACCCUGGAGCAUCCCGCUCACUACUCAAUCUGA
Molecule: messenger RNA, 456 nt
Organism: Symbiodinium natans
Lineage: Eukaryota; Dinophyceae; Suessiales; Symbiodiniaceae
Source: the annotation of a GenBank genome assembly